AUGUCAUCAAAUGAGUUUAAAACCCCUCUCAGCACUAGUAUUGAAACUAAAAGAGAUCAAUUAAAAAAAAGAAAAAGAAAAGGCUAUAGUAUGACCAUCCUAUCAGAUCUAUCAUAUGAUCCUGCAAAUAAUGGUAGCGAAAAAAACAAAAAUAAUGAUGAUACCAUUUGCACAACCAAUGGAAAACAAGUCUCAACAACACCGAGCAAAAGUCGUCAACAAAAUAACCCAUAUUAUACUUCCAAAAAUAGUUUAUCGAGAAAAAAUUCUUUGGUAAAAAGCCCUACUCCAAGAACCACAAUGAAUAAAUUGCAAAGAAGAAAUAUAUCUCCAUUACACAUAUGCACAAACAACGUUGAUAGCAAUAUGAGUAGCAAUAGCAUUUCCCAUAAAGAAUACACUUCAUUAUCUUCACCAUCUGGGUCCACAACGCUUCAUUUUUACUCACCAACUUCUUCCACAUGCAGAAAUAACAGUAUUACUGGUAUGUCAUCAACCGCCAGUAGUCCUCGAAUAAUUUCACAGGGAUCUUCUAAUGUGCUUAAUGAGGAUAAUAUAAACGCAGAUAACAUUAAAAUAUUGUUAUUGGGUGAUGCAGGUGUAGGGAAAACAGCCUUGAUUUUGAGAUACUGUAAUGAACUACGAUUUAUAAAAAAAAAGCCAUCAUCCUCCUUUGCUUACAAUGAUCUGUAUAACAACGAUAAUUAUCAGCUACCGAAAAUCGACGAAGGCAAAUCAUCUACCCAUAGCGGAAAAUUGCGAAAUAAUAUAACUUUUGAUAAUACUCCCACUACCAAGGAGAAAAAACUCAAGACAUUAACCAGAAAACAAAAAUGUUAUUCCUUAAAUGAUUACGAAGAAUUAUUUAUAAACCAAUCAGACGUCUUGAAACAAUUCAAUAACGACGAAAACGACGAAGACGACGAUGUUUGGGAGUUAAGUACCCAAUCUACCAUAGGUCUAGAUAUCAAAUCCCAACUAAUUAAUUUAGACAAUAGGUUUUUCAAAAUUUUAUUUUGGGAUACAGCGGGCCAGGAACGUUUUAGACAUUCAUUAAAUCCAUUGCUCUACAAAAAGACUCAAGGUUUGGUAUUAGUUUAUGAUAUCUGUUCCAUUGCUAGUUUAAAUAGUUUAAUGACCUACUGGAUACCAGAGUGGAUUAAAAAUAAUCCAGGUAUUAUAUGUAGAUGCUUUUUAAUUGGGAAUAAAGUCGACUUGUAUAAGAAAAGACAAGUCACUCACGAAACCGUUUUGAAAUUUGUUCAUGAAGCGGAGAAUAGUUAUAAAAAUACACUGUUUAUUCGUGGAAAUUUCGAAAUUAGUUGUAAAUGGCAAAAUAAUGAUGGGGUAGAACAAUGCUUCAGUAGAAUAAUUCAGGACCUAGUGAGCCAUGGGUGUUAUGAUGUUCAGGCGAAACCCACUAAUGAUUAUUUGAUGUUGGAUGGUGUAAAUGGUGAGACAAGUGAUGAUGCUACUUUGGUGACAAAGACCAUUGAUCUGGUUAAACCUCUUUCGCACAGUAGUACUAGCGAUAACAAUGCCAGUAGGAGUAAGUGUUGUUAA
Messenger RNA from Saccharomycodes ludwigii, 1563 nucleotides. It is a transcript of the gene YPT11, whose product is annotated as Rab family GTPase YPT11. The coding region runs from base 1 to 1563 and encodes 520 amino acids. The record is from RefSeq and is a predicted model, not a curated record. Gene Ontology annotation, molecular function: GTPase activity; GTP binding. The transcript has a single exon. NCBI's taxonomy places the organism in Eukaryota, Fungi, Ascomycota, Saccharomycetes, Saccharomycodales, Saccharomycodaceae.